GUGUGGGGGCAGUUGUACAUAACUGUUAACUCUCACUGCGUCUGCGCCUCCUCCUGCGUACUCACCAUGGAGGCGUUUACUACCACCUUACUUCUCCUUGCCUGCUCGCCGCCCUACACACAAGUGGGUGACCGCUGCCUCUUCAUCGAUAACGUGCUGUCAGGGAACUGGACUGAGCUGACCGCCGUAUGUCAAGACUUAGGGGGAGAACUGGUCGACCUCCAUGAUGCUAACCUUUUGGCUUACAUUGUCGAACAUUUGUAUGAAACUGGGAGGAGUGAUGUGAGCUACUGGGUAGGAGCCACGGACCAGGCGGUGGAGGGGCAGUGGAAUUGGUUGACGGGUGCACCUGUCCACAUGAACACUCCACUGUGGGGUGACCUCAAAGACGGAGUCCAACAGCCCACAGGUGGAGCUAAGGAGAACUGCGCCGUACUCCUGAAGGAAGACUACUACUUCAUGCAUGACGCCCCCUGCUCUAACCCGCACUCUCUCAUCUGCCAACAAACUCCAGACAGCCUCCUACAGGACCCAGCACUCAGCACCACCAGAGGACGACCUUCAGUAGAGUGCCCACAUCCCUACGAGGUCAUUGGUGGUCGAUGUCUCUUCGUCAACGUGCCCAGCUCCGGCACCUGGGAAGAACAGCGGCGCUUCUGUGAGCUGCUACACGGUGGUCAUAUGAUCAAGCUGGACGAUGCUAACGUUCUCGGUGCCUUGUUCGACUACCUUCAUGCCCAUGACUUGACUAGCUCCUACGUAUACAUCGGAGGGUCGGACAGUAAGAAAGAAGGUGACUGGCGCUGGCUGGACGGGACGCCUGUACGUAUGGGCACUCCAUUCUGGGGGGCUCAAGGCUCGAGUCCCCAAGAACCACAAGGGGGAACCUCACAAAACUGUAGUUCUCUUAUCAAUACUGAUCACUUCUUUUUACAUGACCUUGAAUGCGACAGCCUCGUCGGUGUGAUAUGUGAACACUGAGAUGAACUUUCUCCAAAACACAAAGAUUUUAAUAUUUCACAUUGUAAUCGAUUUUUUUUAUUUAUUUUUUUAACAUGACCUACAAAAUGUGUCCUAGAUUUUAGUAUUGGAUCCAUAACGGCACAAGGCUCCUUCACCUCGUCUAGGAACACUUACCUGAUUCUCAUGAACAGGUAGAUGAAGACUGUUGGCCAACUCAACAGUAAUAUAGUAUAUCUCCCUGUAAUAAAUAAAAAAGUAAAAUAGUUAA
Homarus americanus (American lobster) is the source of this 1231-nucleotide messenger RNA. Its product is annotated as C-type mannose receptor 2-like. Lineage: Eukaryota; Metazoa; Arthropoda; Malacostraca; Decapoda; Nephropidae. The transcript has 6 exons. The record is from RefSeq and is a predicted model, not a curated record. The coding region runs from base 67 to 981 and encodes 304 amino acids.